Messenger RNA from Oppiella nova, 750 nucleotides. The record is from the annotation of a GenBank genome assembly. NCBI's taxonomy places the organism in Eukaryota, Metazoa, Arthropoda, Arachnida, Sarcoptiformes, Oppiidae.
CUUUAUUAUUAAUAGUAACUUAUAUUAUUAAGUACUCUAAUUACCAUGUACAAAUUAAUUGCGCUAACAGUGCUACUCUCUGUCCAGAUAUGCCUAUCUGUGCACCCGUGGGAACAGGAGAAAGAGGACGGGUAUGGUAUGGGUAAACACACUGAGUUCGUCCAAUACACUAAGGAUAAUAAGAGCAAGAUUAAGGCCGUGUUUUACGGCGCCUCCAUUUGCGAGUACUUCGGUCAGGCGGGUCAACACAUAUGGGCGAAACGGUAUGAGCCGAAGGGUGCGGCCAACUAUGGCAUCGGUGGCGACACUACGCCCGGCAUGUUAUGGCGAUUCAACAACCAUGAGUUGGACGGACUGAAGCCCAAGGUGUUUGUCCUAACCAGUGGGCACGCCGAGAACUAUCUGGAGAAUAAUCCGGGCACUUCUGCCGCCGAUAUACUAAAAGGACAGUUAGAGACCAUAAAGGAGUUGAGGGCUAAGUUCCCGGAGGCAAAGGUCAUUCAGAUGGGACACACCCCUUAUGGGUCACACCUCCAGGAAUACAAUGAGACACAAAAAGUGAACGAAGAGCUCAAGAAGAUUGACGACGGAAAGGAUGUCUUCUAUUUCGAUAUAACUAAGGAAAUGUUGGAUGAUCAGGGUAAACAAAUUGCUGAUAUGUUCCAACCUGACCGUGAACAUUUCACGGAAAAGGGAUAUCAAGUAUGGGACGACGCUAUGGGCGAACUGUUUGACAAACUCAUGAAAUAA